This is a messenger RNA of Bursaphelenchus xylophilus (pine wood nematode), 2571 nucleotides long. The record is from the annotation of a GenBank genome assembly. Lineage: Eukaryota; Metazoa; Nematoda; Chromadorea; Rhabditida; Aphelenchoididae.
AUGUCGACUCUAACAAUCCACGAUGGGAACUCUGCUAGAUAUGAUCGACAAGUAAGGCUAGGUCAUGCAUAACAUUUUCUCCUUCUUUAGAUAAGAUUAUGGGGAGAUCACGGCCAGCACAAUCUUGGAAAAUCUGACGUGGCCGUAAUUGGAUCAGGAGCUAUGAGUACUGAAACAAUGAAGUGUUUAGUGUUGGCUGGCAUUCGAUCUUUUACUGUUUUCGACAAUGAAUUUGUAAAGGAGGUGGAUCUAGGAAACAAUUUUUUUCUUGAAGAAGGAGAUCUGGGUCGGCCUAGAGCAGAAGUUGUAUCCCGAUAUCUUAAGGCAAGUGUUUGUUUUAUUAUUUUUAUUGUUUAGGAGCUAAAUCCAGCCGUUCGAGGAGACUACCAACAAAUUCACUUUGACGAAAACACAAAAUUUGACGUUUUGGAGAAGUUUAGCAUUGUAAUUGGCUGUCAAUUGAGUGCCAAGGUCGCUGUUCCGUUGGGAGAACAUCUUCAUAAAAGAAACAUUCCUUUUAUUUGGGCAUUGAGUUUAGGACUUUUGGGAUUUCUAAGAAUUUGUGUGGGUGAUCAUGAAGUCCAUAAUAAUCACGCGGAAAACGCCCCUUAUGACUUCAGGUAAGGCGCUUAGGGUAUAAUGAUUUUUUUAGAAUCUGGAAUCCGUUCCCAGCAUUAAAGGAGUACGCUGACAGCAUCGACCUUGAAGCAAUUGAUCACGAACAACAUUCUCACGUCCCCUUUCUUUUGUUAUACGUAAAAGCCUUACCCUUGUGGCGCCAACAACAACAGAAUCCUGACGCUCUUCCUGCUGGAGGGUCUCUGAAGAAGAGUUUUAUCAAUUUUUUGAACGAAAUGAGGAAACCAAAUGAAAAGGGGAUCUUGGAUGAGGUCAACUUUCAAGAAGCUGUCGACAAUAUCUAUCGUUCUUUUGCCAACAGCAGGGUGAGUGGAAUUCGAUGACAAGGUAUUUUUUCAGCUUCCUCAUAACAUCGAAAAACUCUUCAAUGAUCCAAGAUCCAACUGUCACAACCUGAAUAUGAAGAAUGCCACGGCUUUUUGGGUAUACAUAACUGCUAUCAAAGUCUUCUACAAUGAGCAUGGCUAUCUCCCUUUGAGCGGACCCUUGCCUGACAUGACCUCGGACACUCAGAAUUAUGUUAGACUUGUCAAUAUCUUCAAGGAUCAGGCGGAAACAGAGGCAGAUUGGGUUUUGAAGAAGGCGACGCAGAUAUUGAUUGAUGCCAAUCUUCAAUUCAAAGUGGCGGAGCUCAGUUUUAAGGACUGUAGAGAGAUCUGUAAAAAUGUUUCGAGUCUCGAUGUGAUUACUGGAGGUGGAAUUACAGAAGAGGAAAAGGGAGGAAUGAAGGUGAGCCGUUGAAAAAAUAUAUGUUCCUUUUGACAUGUAAAGUCAAGGAGAGAUUAACGUCUUCGAUUUUUUGGAAUACGAAUAUUGGAAUAUUUCACAAAUUCCUUGUGAGAAUUCGAAUAUGGCAAAUAUUCGAAGUCGUGCGUUUUUAGAAUGCAAAAGAUUUUUUUCUUGUGUUAGUCUCGGUAGCUUGACGUUUGUUUCACGCAUUGGCGAGGGCUCAGCGGAGACUUUUCUUACCGGCGGAGGCCGUUUCGGGGUUUUGGGUAAUUACCUUUCGCGGAUCGGAUUGGAAAAAGCUGCGAAUUUUUUGCUAGUCACAUCACAUUACCAUUUACCUCGUCUUGAUUUUUAUUUUCUCUUGUUUAAAGGCUGUCGCAGGUAUUUUUAAGUUUUGAGAAGUGUCAAAGGUACGGGAAUCUAACAAAAGGAGUGCCAAAUCCAAUCUUUCAUCAAAGAUGAUAUUUGUUAAGUCCGAUUGACUCCUUUGAUUCCUAACAGAUGUGGCAAACCUAAUUUCAUCUGCAGUAUAGAAGUCUGGACUUUGUAGCGAAGUGUAAUUUUCAAAAGAGGCAUCAAAUGCCUCAGCCGAAAAAUCGCCUCUCUGCCGAGGGGAGAAAAAUUUUUUGCAUGUUCUAAAAACGCACGACCUCGAAUUUUAAACUCAGCUUAAAAUUCUUGGUUUUUUGUCCACGGAACUUCUCGUACCCAGCGAAGUUGAGUAUAUAAAAACAAUCAAUUGUAGCCAGUAAUUAAACGGAUAUGGGAAGAGAUACAACACGGUGAUAGGUCUGACAUUGUUCAUCCCCUUGCUUGGCUGGUUCUGCUGAAAGCUCGGGAUAGAUUCACUUGGUCCAAAAAUAGAGCCCCAGGCACUAACGGAGUCCCCAUUCAACUGGAUUCGCUUGAUCUUGCUGAUCGAGUCAAGAAUAUCUUCGAAGAAACAGAGGUAGUUUACAGUAGUGUAACCCGAGAUAUUUCCAGGACCCCGAAUUGAUAGAAAAGCAAAACGAAAUAAUCCCUCAAAAGAUGAUCAAGGAGAUUUGCAGAUAUGGAACUUCAGAACUAAAUGUGGUUUCUUCCAUUCUUGGUGGAAUAGUGGCACAGGAAGCGAUAAAGCUGUGUACUCAACAGUAUGUUCCCGUUGACAAUACUCUCGUCUACGAUGCCCACAGGCAGAUUUCCGUUUCAAUCAGACUCUAA